AUGAUGCGCCCCCUCGCCCCAAACUUUCAGGACGGCCUCGCCGCCAUAUCCGGCCAGCUCAGGCAGCUCCGCGCAGCGCUCGCCGCCCUGGAGGGCCCCCUGCUGCGCCACCUGGACGCCCUCGGCGCCGCCAACCUCGAGACGGCCUUCCAGAUGCUGCUGCUGGCGUUCCGUCGCGAGCUCAGCUGGGCGGACACCUUCACGUUCUGGGAGGCGCUGUGGGCGGCGGAGGCGGCGGCACGCGCGCCGCUCAAGGCGUUUGCGGUGGCGGCGCUGUUCAGCGCGCGGCGGCGGGAGCUGAUGCGCCUGGAGUCGCUUGAGGACCUGGUCACCUGGGUCAACAGCGUGGGCUCUAACGCGUCUUGCCCCCUAGAUCCCUUGGCGCUGGCGGCUGACGCGCACCAGAUGUGGGCCUUCCUGGGGACCGAAAAGGUCGGCGGCGGCUGCGGCUGCGUGCCAAAGAUGAGCGCGGUCGCGGCCCCUGCAGCAGCAGCGGUCCCCGCAGCGACGGCCGCUGGCGUCACAACCGCACCAGGCGGCGGUGCAGCGUUGAGCCAGACAUAG
Messenger RNA from Monoraphidium neglectum, 564 nucleotides. RefSeq lists its product as hypothetical. Lineage: Eukaryota; Viridiplantae; Chlorophyta; Chlorophyceae; Sphaeropleales; Selenastraceae. The coding region runs from base 1 to 564 and encodes 187 amino acids. The transcript is spliced from 2 exons. The record is from RefSeq and is a predicted model, not a curated record.